Polistes canadensis is the source of this 890-nucleotide messenger RNA. RefSeq lists its product as uncharacterized. Lineage: Eukaryota; Metazoa; Arthropoda; Insecta; Hymenoptera; Vespidae. The coding region runs from base 457 to 882 and encodes 141 amino acids. The record is from RefSeq and is a predicted model, not a curated record. The transcript is spliced from 2 exons.
AGAGAGAGAGAGAGUGAGUGAGUGUGUGUAUGUGUGUGUGUUUGUGUGGUACGCGAUAGAAGAAGUAUGUCAGUGAGCGGGUUUUGAUCAAAAGGUGAAAUCAAAAGAAAUGCUGCGGUGCUGUUUGGUGCCGAUUUUAAAAGAAAAGAUAGAAAAGAUAGAUAGAUAGAUAGAUAGAUAGAUAGAUAGAUAACUGUGCGAAGUGAAAAGAUCGAACGGUUUUGGUUAUCGAUGCGCAGGGAACGGUUAUUCUACUUCCUGCUGCCUAACAUUUUCAUGAAAACGAUCGUGACCAUUAGCGGAAGAAGAAGAAGGCUUUUCUUUCUUCGAAAAAACUCGAAUAGUAGUAACUCGAUACGUGAUAAAGAAAUAAACGAGAAGAGGAAGAAGAAGAAGAAGAAGAAUAAAAGAAAAAAAGGAAGAAUAUAGAAUUGUUAAUAAUUCGAAUCAACGAUAAUGGAUGCCUUGGAAUUGCAAGCUGCCCUGGUGAAGUUGGAUCCGGCGACUACGGUGACGCCGAUCACUUCGAAUGUCAAACUGAUGUCGUCUCACCAUCGUAUUGCCUUUGCUGUCGACGUAGACGAUGACGAUCUUACCCUAAGAAGAAAUACUUUGGAAGUCGAUGAAAAACAGUCGAUCGGUGUUGGUAAUUGCUCAUCAUCAAGCGUUGAACAUCAACAGAGUUCUUCAUCGACUAUUACCACUACCUCGAGCACCGGGGGAACGGUUACGAAUGCUACGAGGAAACUUCAGAACGCGAAUUGUGGUGGCGCCAGUCUGACGAUGACUACUACUACUACUAAUACUACUACCCAUCAGAAUCAUCAUACCAGCCAACAACAGAUGGGGGUGUCCAAGUGUAAUCUCGUCGAGGUCAGGUGACGCCAGCC